Molecule: messenger RNA, 351 nt
Organism: Colletotrichum acutatum
Lineage: Eukaryota; Fungi; Ascomycota; Sordariomycetes; Glomerellales; Glomerellaceae
Exons: 2
Coding region: 1-351 (116 amino acids)
Source: RefSeq, a predicted model, not a curated record
AUGCAGACCGGUUUAGCAGUCACAAUCGCCGUGCUCAGCACGUUAGUAGGGAGUGGCAUACUCUACGGCGUAUACAAGUGCGUCGUCAUACAAAGGGGCCCCGAUCCGGACCCCGAAAAUCCCCCUCCGCCGGCGUAUUGCAUGUAUCAGAUGCCGCCGGUUCAAUACCAAGCGCCGGCCCCAGCCUAUCAGCCUCCGGUCCAGUACCAACCGCAGGUUCAGUAUCAGCCGCAGGGUCAAGCGGGCUUGAUACCGGCUGCCUUGGCAGCACUGGGGGCUCUGUGGCCGCCACCUCCGCCUGCUGCCGCACAACGAGUCGAUUUCAACAAGUACCGACGUCUACCUGCGUAG